Molecule: messenger RNA, 669 nt
Organism: Solanum verrucosum
Lineage: Eukaryota; Viridiplantae; Streptophyta; Magnoliopsida; Solanales; Solanaceae
Product: cucumber peeling cupredoxin-like
Exons: 2
Cellular component (GO): plasma membrane
Molecular function (GO): electron transfer activity
Source: RefSeq, a predicted model, not a curated record
UUAAUAAUGGCUUAUUUUGGUCAAAAAUUCGCACAAACGGUGCAUGUGGUAGGGGACAACAUGGGUUGGACCGUACCAAGCAAUGGCGCAGUUGCUUACACAAAUUGGGCUGCUGGAAAAACAUUCAGAGUUGGCGAUAUUCUAGUGUUCAAUUUUGCGACUGAUCGACAUGACAUGCAACAAGUAGAAGAAACUUCGUUCGAUGGAUGCAAUUCGCAGAAUGCAAUAGGCGCUGCCAUAAUGACAGGACCAACAAAUAUAACUCUUAAUUCUACUGAUGAUCACUAUUUCAUUUGUACUAUUGGCACACACUGCCAAGGUGGACAGAAAUUAGAAAUUUCAGUUUUCGACGACAGCACUAGUACUCCAGGUACCAACCCACCUACACCAUCUGUUGAUGGACCUACAGGUUCCGUUCUCGGUGGUGUCGUUCCUCCUCCUCCUCCGCCUUCGUCCUUAACGACCGUAUUGGCCAGCUUUGUGCUCAGUCUAUCCGCAAUUGCCUUUGCCAUUUUUCAUUAAAUUGGACCAUUUAAGUAUGUUUUGAGAUUCAUAUAGUUUAUAGAUGUACUACGAUGUAACCAUACUACAUUGUAUCGGAUUCAGUUUUGUUUUAAUUGAUGAUUGUAUUUGGGAUAUUUUCCGAGUUAAAGGUUAAAUAAAGGUAGU